AUGACGGACACAAGUAAUGUAGAUGAUGCUGAAAUAGCCCGUCAAGAGCCAUUCAAUAAUAAGAUGAUAGAGGCGGCAGAAAAAGUGAUGAAUGCCAACCUUCCCAAGUUAGCUCAAGAAGUCGAGAGCCGAGUCUUGGGGGUUGUUGAUGAGAUGAUGACUAGCAAGAUUGAGGAGUUAAAAGAAAUGCUUGAAGGGUCCAGGACUAAAAGUAAGGAACGAAGGUGUACAUAUAAGGAUUUUAUGGCAUGUAAUCCCUUUUCAUAUAAUGGGGAGGUGGAUCCGGUAAAGUGUCAAAGAUGGAUAGCAAACAUUGAAGCCGUAUUUGUACGUAGUCGAUGUGAGAAAGAAGAUCAAGUAAUGUUUGCUACGGGUCAACUUCAGCAACAAGCCAAAGAUUGGUGGGAUACCCAAAGUAAAGAGAUAGGGGAAGUGAGACUCCAAACUUUAACAUGGCAGGAAUUCAAAGAGUUGUUCCUAAAAUAUCAUUGCCCGCAAUCGGCAAUUGAUAGAAUACAAGAUGAGUUCUUGCAUCUUCGUCAACAGAAUGAGUCCAUUGAUGAAAUUACCAACAUAUUCUUCGAUAAGUUAAAGUUCUGUGAUGAUUUCGUCAAGUCAGAAAGGAUGAAGAUAAACCGGUAUUAUGGAAUGUUGAAGGCCGAGUAUAGGGAGUUCAUUACCCCUUCGAAGUGUGAAACCUUAAGCGAACUUAUCAAUUUAGCCCGGGAUAGGGAGAUAGAACUGAAGCGACAAGUGGAAAGAGGAGAGAAAAGAGUUGCUGAAAAGCCAUCAACUACGAAUCCAUCCAAGAAGCCUAAGCAGCACGACACUAGAACUAAAGGAGGAUCUAAAGGUAGUAUUCCCCCAUCCAAAACUUGUGGAAAGCUUCACACUGGAGAAUGUUUAAUGGGAAAGAAUGGGUGUUACAACUGUGGUCAGGAGGGACAUCCUUAUUUUAAGUGCCCUAGUCCUGUGAGGACGUGUUUCAAUUGCUUCACUCCUGGUCAUGUAAAAGCUGAAUGUCCAAAGCUUAAACAACAAGGGCAGAAAGAUGAAAAGAAGAAUGAAAAUCAGAAGGCUCGGGGAAGAAUGUUUCAGAUUACUACCGAGGAAGCCAAGGUUUCACCGAAUGUAGUGUCAGGUAUUUUCUUAAUCAACCAAAUACCCGUGAAUGUGCUAUUUGAUUCUGGUGCUAGCAAGUCUUUCGUGUCAGACGAACUUAUGUGUUAUCCUUCCUUUAGAAAGGAACGAAUGCCUGUACCCUUAGAAGUAGAAGUAGCGGAUAGUAAAAGUUAUUUGUUAUGUGAAGUUUGUAAGAACUGUAAGAUAACCAUAGAAAACGAAGAAUUUGAAAUAGAUCUCAUUCCUAUGACUUUGGGGGAAUUUAAGGUAGUUGUAGGGAUGGAUUGGUUAGCCCGUUAUCACGCGGAAAUUCGAUGCGAGGCGAAAGUCAUUCAUGUAUUCUCACCUAGUGGGGCUCGAAUAAGUAUUCGUGGAGAAAGAAAUCUAGAGACAAAACUAUGCACGAUUGUCGAAAUGGUUAAGCACGCAAGAAAUGAGGGUAAGGCCUACUUGGCUUAUGUGGUGGAUACAAGACAGAAGGUACCCGAAAUUGGAGAAGUAGAAGUAGUGAACGAGUAUGCGGAUGUGUUUCCGGACGAAUUACCGGGGUUACCACCUGAACGAGAGGUGGAAUUCCGAAUCGAAUUAAAUCCGGGCGCCAAGCCAGUGGCUAAAGCUCCCUAUAGGUUAGCUCCCGCUGAGAUGCGAGAGCUAAUGACACAGAUACAGGAAUUACUCGAUAAGGAUUAUCGAGAUUUGAACAAGUUGACCGUGAAGAAUAAAUACCCUUUACCUCGAAUAGAUGAUCUUUUUGACCAACUGCAAGGAGCAAGUUGGUUUUCAAAAAUCGAUUUGCGUUCGGGGUACCAUCAACUUCGGGUACGAGAAGAAGAUGUUGCGAAAACUGCGUUCAGGACCCGAUAUGGGCAUUACGAGUUUUUAGUAAUGCCAUUCGGGCUGACUAACGCCCCGGCCGCUUUCAUGGAUCUGAUGAAUAGAGUAUGUCGGCCUAUGUUAGAUAAGUCUGUUAUAGUGUUUAUAGAUGAUAUCCUUGUGUACUCUCGUAGUAGAGCCGAACAUGCAAAUCAUUUGCGUGAAGUGUUAGAGAUUCUUCGGAAAGAGAAGUUAUAUGCUAAGUUUUCCAAAUGUGCCUUCUGGCUUAGAGAGGUGCAAUUUCUUGGCCACGUCAUUAAUAAGGAUGGUGUCUUGGUAGACCCAACUAAAGUAGAGGCUGUUGUGAACUGGGUUCCUCCUAAGAACCCGAGUGAAGUGAGAAGUUUUCUGGGUUUGGCUGGGUAUUACCGAAGGUUUAUACAGGAUUUUUCCAAAGUAUCGUUACCUUUAACCAAACUAACCAAGAAGAAUGAGAAAUUUGUGUGGGGAGUCGAGCAAUAA
Helianthus annuus (common sunflower) is the source of this 2457-nucleotide messenger RNA. RefSeq lists its product as uncharacterized. Lineage: Eukaryota; Viridiplantae; Streptophyta; Magnoliopsida; Asterales; Asteraceae. Gene Ontology annotation, molecular function: nucleic acid binding; aspartic-type endopeptidase activity; zinc ion binding. Gene Ontology annotation, biological process: proteolysis. The transcript has 2 exons. Bases 1 to 2457 code for a protein of 818 amino acids. The record is from RefSeq and is a predicted model, not a curated record.